GAUGCGAUGGACUUCAAGAAAGUUAACCUGGACUUCGUGCCGUUUGGAUUUGCUUCACACAAGGAAUUACCGGAAGGCAAGAAUGAGUGGAAAUGUCAACACGGAGAGCCAGAAUGCCAUGGUAACCGAAUGCUGGCAUGUGCUGUGCAUGUGUUGACUCCGGAGAGAUCCCCGGUAAAGCCAAAGCCUGAAGACGAAUUUCCGGGACACUUGAAAGAAGCCAGACCUAGAGGACAGAACCUUCUCCUGCAGUACAUGAUCUGCGUCAUGUCCUCAGGGAAUCCC
Molecule: messenger RNA, 285 nt
Organism: Notodromas monacha
Lineage: Eukaryota; Metazoa; Arthropoda; Ostracoda; Podocopida; Cyprididae
Source: the annotation of a GenBank genome assembly